Molecule: messenger RNA, 4189 nt
Organism: Grammomys surdaster
Lineage: Eukaryota; Metazoa; Chordata; Mammalia; Rodentia; Muridae
Product: KIAA1107 ortholog
Exons: 7
Coding region: 81-3806 (1241 amino acids)
Cellular component (GO): synaptic vesicle; neuron projection terminus
Source: RefSeq, a predicted model, not a curated record
UCCAAGCUGUGCGUGAUAAGCUGUGGACCUUCCUGGUUCAGUCUUUCUAUGCUGUUCGUCACACAGAAAGCUGGAAACUGAUGCACACAGAUGAUCAGCAGAAAAUCCAAGCAGCUGCACUUGACAAAGGUGAUGACCGAAGGCUUGGCAGGAAGCCUGUGCUCUCCAGCUCGCAGCAAAGGAGACAUGGUUCUGAUGUUGAUGCUGUAAAAAUAAAACCUUGGACAGAAAAUAAAAAGCCGUGUUGGGCGUAUCACUCUACUAAUCAGAAGAUGAGAUCUGAUGGAUUGGGAGCAUCAGGACAUGCAUCAAGCACUAACAGAAACAGUAUAAAUAAAGCCUCCAAGCAUGGUGACAGUACAAAAAUGUCCAAAGUUAUGAAAGAGGUGAAAGCUGGGGGGAAACAUAUCUCUGGCAAGUCUAAAACUACAGUAAAGCCCCAAACAGAAAACAGUGAUCAUACGAAGUUAGAAGGUCUGUCAUCCACAGUUGUGGGAAGACCAGCAAGAGUAGCAGCAACUGGACGGAAGGACCCAGUGCAUGGAAAAGGAAUCCAGAACCAAGAAAGGGAGACCACAGGAGCCAGGCCCAAGGCACUCACUGCAAACCUGAACGUGCAAGCCAGAACCAAGCCUUUACAAACACUGAGAGAGAAAGAUUCCACAUGCCCCGCCACUGUGGGGCCCUCCAAUAGAUCUACAAAUUCCAGCACAGAGCUUCUGGCCUCCACAGGCUCUGUGGAUGAGACAAAAGAAAAUGGAUCAGUAGAAGACAAAUCUUGUGAUGAGAAGCCGUACGUUAGUGAUUCCCCAGGACCGACAGUAAACAAUGGAGUAAUGUCAACUCUAGCAGUAAAGUCUCGACCAGUUUCAAGAGUUACCAAUGGAACAUCCAAUAAAAAAAGCUUUAUUCAUGAACAAGACUCUCACAUGAAUAGCAGUGUAAUAAAAAGAGGGAAUGGCAAAGGACUUAGUGAUUCAGCACCACAGACAGCUGCGAAGAAAAGAGGGAGCAGCAAUGGAUACACAGCAGCUCAGCCCCAGACAAAGAUUGCUCCUCCCACCCUGGCUCAAACUCAAGGAUCCCAAGGAGAGUCGCCGCACUCGGUAAAAUCUUCAGUCUCUUCAAGGCAGUCUGAUGAACAUGUGACAAAGUUGAGGCAUGGUACAGAGAAGCAGAUACCUACGAGGAAAAUUGUCAAGCAAGGACACACAGCUUUGCAGAAGGUUAAUGCAAAGCUGGUACCAAUGCCUAAAAGCUCAAGUCAGCCCAAGAAAGGUGGAACUGUGAACAGUAAAGACUCAAAACAAAAAGUGCUUCCUGGACAAGUCAUGCUGCAGAGUCAGCGACCUUCCAAACCUGAGGCGGCCACCACACAGAAAAGCGUGCUUCAUGGUAUGAAUGACAGCAAGAACCAUGUUUUUAAACAGAGGUCUCACGAGUCCAUGGUUACCCUUGCUGGUGACACCAGUAGUCCUGGAGCAUCCCAGUCACCCUGCAGACCUCGGCCACAAAGUCCAUUAGGCAGUCAAGAGAAAAAGAGACUAGAGCCAGAAUGCCAAGCUAGGUCAACCCCGGGUGACUCAGUAAAUCCUGAGCUGAGGGCAGAAGUGAGUAGCAUAGAGCACAGUCACACAUCUGAUUACAAAGACACCAGUCAGUGCACUUGGAAUCCAAACUGUGGGAGCAUCGCUGCUCUGACAUCUAUGAUUUCAAAUCCAAAUGAAAACUUGAUAAACUCUAACAUAGUUCAUGAUUCAGACUCAGCAAAUGCAGACCAAGUCUAUUUAUCAGAUAGAGAGAGACAAGCGGGGAGGAAAAACAAAGACACUGAACCAAGUAUGAAUUGUGUGAACGGGAAAGCAGCUUUACUGUGUGUUCCCAAAGGGACAAAUGGUACCCAAAACUCUGCACAAGAUGACAGCAGACUCACAUUUCAUGUAGAAGAACUGGCAGCUCAAAGCCAGUCACCUGAUGACUGUGCUACAGAGUGUAGUGAAUGUGCUACAGUCACCUCAGCUGUUUCUUCAAAAAGUGUUUUGGGACAACCAUCAGAAAAAAAUUAUAAAAAUAUGGAAACAUCAGAAACCCCAGAGAGCCAGGAAACUCUGGACGCUCCAUUCAUGGGUCCCUGGGAUUUGAACACCAGUGCCACACAUCAAAGAGAGAGUCCAGAAUCCGACACUGGUAGUGCUACCACUUCUUCAGAUGACAUAAAGCCCCGCUCAGAAGACUAUGAUGCUGGGGGAUCUCAGGACGAUGAGGGCUCACACGACAGAGGCAUCUCCAAGUGCAGCACAGCGCUGUGCCAUGACUUUCUCGGGCGAAGCAGCAGUGACACCAGCACCCCUGAAGAGCUGAAGGUGCACGAAGGUGACCUCAGAGCUGAAGUCAGAGUGAGAAAGCAGGGUGGGGGUGACCUCCAGACCCAGUCAGCAAGUGAUGACGAGAUCCCUCGGAAGAAGCCAGAACCUUGGUCUCGAUCUACAAUAGUCUAUCCCAGGGAGAAGGGAAGUGCUCCUCGGGGUAGCAUCCCAUCUGCUCAGGAAGUAGAUCAGGUUUCUUCUUCAGCAGACGAAACGGAAGAUGAAAGAUCUGAAGCAGAAAAUGUUGGGGAAAAUUCCUCUCCAUCCAACUCAGGUACUCAGCACAUCCAGGGAAUAAUUAACUUAGCUUUUGAAGAUGGAACUGAACAUGAAAGUCGUGAGUUUUCUGCAACUAAGAAGUUCAGAAGGUCAGUGUUGCUCUCGGUGGAUGAGUGUGAGGAAGUGGGGUCUGAUGAAGGUGAAGGCCACACCCCCUUUCAGCCCUCCCUAGAUUCUCUUUCACCGUCUGAUGUUUUUGAUGGCAUUUCUUAUGAGCAUCAUGGAAGGACAGGCUGUUCUAGAUUUUUCAAAGAAAAUGAAGCUAUUGCUACAGAGCAUAAACAUAAUAAAGGUAAUGAUGGGUGUAAAAAUGGAAGCUUUCUUCUGAGUCCUGGGAGCAAAGACUUCCCAAGACAAGAUAAGCAGUGUGUCUCAACAGAUCAGAGGACCAGGUUAGAUGGCUCGCCCAAAGGAAGCCAACAACUUUUUCCAGAAGAUGAAGAAGUAACUAGUAAACAUGUGGUAGCUCACGACUUUCAGCAGCACAGCACGUUCAUAGAUGGGGACACCAAGUCUCCAGAGCGGCCAUGUCACUUGGAGCUCCAUCAGAGAGAACUCGGCUCCAGCAUACCAAAGAUCAGCUCAACGCAAUCUCUAGCCUCCUGUCCCAGCCAGGUGCUGCCUCAGGAAGGUCAAGUGAAAGAGAGCCAUCCUGUACCUCCCAAGAGAGCUAAUAAUGCUGUGUUCUCAGGAGACAUAGAUGAUUGUGAUACAAUGGCACAAACCUCCAUGUAUGACCACCGGCCUUCAAAAACCCUCUCUCCAGUAUAUGAGAUGUCUCUAACAGCAGCGUGUGAGCAGAAAGUGGAGUCAGAAACCCAUGUCACAGACAGGGGCUCUGAAGACAAGCAGCACUUUGCAAAGCAGGACUGGACACUGCUGAGGCAGCUGCUUUCUGAACAAGAUGCAAACUUAAAUGUUACAAGCUCCCUGCCUGAAGACCUAAGCUUAGCCCAAUAUUUAAUCAACCAGACACUCCUCUUAGCUCGAGAUAGCUCGAAACAUCAGGGUUCAGCACACGCAGACACUUGGAACAGGUGGAGUGAACUGUCGUCCCCACUUGAUGAUUCGACAGCAAGUGCCACCACGGCUAGUAUUUCUUCCAUAGAUUGUUCGCCUCAAGGAGAGUGGACAAUCCUGGAAUUGGAAACUCAGCAUUAGUAAUCUCAACAGUCGGGAAGGAUUUAGACUACGCCACCCCUAUAUUUUUGAUGCCUACUUUAUAUUUAAAUUAUAAUUUAGUUAGCCAAAUAUAGACUGUCUGUAAAAUUGAUGGAGUCUUUAAUUUAUUGAGGUAAAUAUAGCUUAUUUAUUAAUAUGUCUCAUGUUUUGAAAAUGUUUUUCUAAAUUUAUGAGCAUGUUCUCUACAUCAAUUAGACUAGAAGGCUGAAGAAAGUCUUUGCUACAGUUUUCUUUCCUACCUAAUAAUUUGUUCAUUUAUUCAAGAAUUUUCAUGUCAGUACACAGGUAGAUCAACCCCUUUCUCUUGACUCUGCAUAUGGUACCAUAACAAUUUAACAAUAAACUUACUGUGUGAGUGUGUA